Momordica charantia (bitter melon) is the source of this 2026-nucleotide messenger RNA. RefSeq names its product UDP-glycosyltransferase 708G1. Lineage: Eukaryota; Viridiplantae; Streptophyta; Magnoliopsida; Cucurbitales; Cucurbitaceae. Gene Ontology annotation, molecular function: UDP-glucosyltransferase activity. The record is from RefSeq and is a predicted model, not a curated record.
ACAUUUCAGAAUCAGGAGAAAUUGCAGCAGUGGCUAAAGGAUUUUUACCAAAUGAAGCGUUCGACCGAUUCAAAAAUAGGAUCCGAUCAAGAUCGAUAAACCAAAAAAACUACGAUAACACAGAGAUUUGGUUGGAGAGUUGGCCGACGGAAGUUAUCUUCGUUUCUGGCGGCUCAUGAGUGUUUAGAUGUGCUUUGUUAAUUUUGUUCAUAAAAUAUACGUGUUUUUACUGGUAAACACCUCAAUUUUAUUUGUUUUUGUGGCUGUUAAUUACUAAUAAAUGAAAUUUAUUGCGUAGCGUAGUAGGUAGAAGAAGAGGCUGUAAGGACACCAGAAGCUCUCUUCAAAACUAACCAGUGAGGUUGAAGACGAUGAAUUUCAGACCCCCGUCGAGAUCUAAGUCUCACCGGAAAUGUCAGAUUCCGAUCAACUUUCCGGCCACCAAACCCACGUGGCCCUCUUCCCAAGCGCCGGCAUCGGCCAUCUAGUACCCUUCCUCAGACUCGCCCACAUUCUCAUCCGCCAUAACUGCAAACUCACCCUCAUCACUUCUCACCCCGCCGUCUCUUCUGCCGAGUCCCAUCUCAUCUCCCGCUUUCUCUCUGCUUUUCCCCAAAUCACUGAAUUGAAGUUCCAAAUCUUACCUCUCGACCCUUCUAUGGCAAAUUCCGACGACCCAUUUUUUCUUCAAUUUGAGGCAAUUCGCCGCUCCGUUCAUCUCCUCGCUCCUCAACUUGCCGCUCUCUCUCCACCUAUUUCCGUCCUCGUCUACGACGUGAGCUUGAUUUCCUCUGCUCUCACACUUACUGCGGCCCUUAAAUUACCCAAUUACGUGAUCUUCACUUCCUCCGCCAUAAUGUUGUCUCUCUUCGCCUAUUACCCGUUCGCUAAAAGGUCUGGUGAAUCUGGUGACUCGAUUCACAUUCCUGCCAUCGGUUCAAUCCCCAAAACUUCACUCCCUCCUCCCCUGCUCGUCAACAACAGCAUCUUCAGGAAAAUAUUUACCCAAGAUGGACAGAAGGUCAAAGAACUGAACGGGAUUUUGCUCAACGCCAUGGACGCAAUGGAAGGAGAUACUCUCGCAGCGCUCAACGAUGGAGAGGUAGUCCAUGGAUUACCCCCAGUGAUAGGCUUAGGCCCUUUAUUGCCAAGUGAAUUCGAGAACCCAGAAGCCAAAUCUCCAAUAAAAUGGCUGGACGAGCAACCUCCCAGAUCGGUUGUUUUCGCCAGUUUCGGCAGCCGAACCGCGGCGUCGAGGGAGCAAAUCAAGGAAAUCGGAAGUGGGUUGGUUAAUAGUGGGUACAGAUUCUUGUGGGUAGUGAAAGAUAAGGUAGUGGACAAGGAAGACAAAGAGGGGUUAGAGGAGGUAGUGGGGAAAGAGCUGAUGGAGAAGAUGAAGGAUAAGGGAAUGGUGGUUAAGGAAUAUGUGAAUCAACCGGAAAUUUUGGGGCACAGAGCGGUGGGCGGGUUUAUAAGCCACUGUGGGUGGAAUUCUGUGAUGGAAGCGGCGGCGAGUGGGGUGCCGGUGUUGGCUUGGCCCCAAAAUGGGGACCAGAUGAUCAAUGCGCAAUUGGUUGCGAAGACAGRGCUGGGAAUGUGGGUUGAGAAUUGGGGAUGGGGUCAGAAAUGUCUGGUGAAGGGUCUGGAACUUGGAGGGAGGAUUAGAGAGAUGAUGGAGAGUGAAGCUUUUAGGGCACAAGCUGCAAAGUUUAAAGAGGAGGCGAUGAAGGCGGCGGAAAUUGGAGGAAGCUGUGACAGAGCCAUUGAAGGGCUGAUUCAGAGGUGGAAGAAGGGAUGAUUCACUGUGGGUCAUUACAGGGCCCAUUUAUACAACACAGAGCUGGAUUUGACUUCGCUUAGUUAUUGUGGACCAAAGCCCAAAUCAAACAGGGCUUUUUUGACCCAUCAGGAAAUAGAAUUUUUAAAAUAAAACAUUUUCUAGUUCCAAAAAUUAAAUAUAAAAUCACCUUGUCUUUUUCUUUUUCUUUUUUUUUCCGCCUGAAAUAAUGUGAAAAUACGCUUUCGA